This is a messenger RNA of Pararge aegeria (speckled wood butterfly), 12793 nucleotides long. RefSeq names its product dmX-like protein 2 (gene Rbcn-3A). The record is from RefSeq and is a predicted model, not a curated record. NCBI's taxonomy places the organism in Eukaryota, Metazoa, Arthropoda, Insecta, Lepidoptera, Nymphalidae. Gene Ontology annotation, cellular component: RAVE complex. The coding region runs from base 163 to 9753 and encodes 3196 amino acids. Gene Ontology annotation, molecular function: protein binding. Gene Ontology annotation, biological process: vacuolar acidification. The transcript has 62 exons.
UAUUCGUGAUCGUACAACUAAUAGAACACAGAAGAAAUAGAAUAAGAAAUGUUGGAUUUUAUUUGCUAAAUUAACUAUGUAUUACUUUUAUAGCAAUAUGCUAGUGUCCUACUGCAACUUGGUACAAAUAUAGCGAAGUAAUUUUAGUUGUAAUAGCUCAUUAUGAACUGUCAUCAAGUACUUAGUGGUGCCUGCAAUUCGGGGGAUCAAUGUUUUGCUGUGGGAUCAGUGGAAGGAAUACCUUUUACAGCCUACGCAGCAGGAUGCAAUAUAGUAAUACUAGCAUCAAAUUUUGAGCGAGUCCAAAUUAUUCCUGGAGCUAUCCAUGGCUAUGUCCGUAUCAGCUCCCUGGAUUGCAGCACUGACACUGGGAAGAUAGCUGCAGCAUACGGUGCUGAAGUGUGCAUUUUUGAGCCAACACCAUUGAUCCAUAGUGCUGCUACAACACAUGGCUUGGAGUACCGGUGGGUUCAAACUGGCAAGUUGGUAGCAGACGGGCCGAUCACAGCUCUAUCGUGGAAUCUUGAAGGCACCCGACUUCUCACCGGAGGCAAGAUCUUACAGCUAUGGCAUCAGGCAUCUCUUUAUAAUGACGACAGUCAACCAAGUUCCGGUGUCACAUUCCAAAUCGGCGGCGACAAAGAUGAAAAGACGAAACCGCCAGAAGACGACGAACCUGGUUGGCUCUGUGUAUGGCAAUGUCACACGGCGACGCCGGCGCAUCACCUCGCGUUUUCACCGGAUGGCGUGCUGUUUGCAACCUCGGGCGUUAACGACAGGCUCGUCAAAAUAUGGCAUCAGAAUAAAGUGUUGGUGCAGGCACACGGCGAGCACUCGCCGCCUGAGCUUAACUAUACGUUCAUCUAUGUGGCGCACCCUCGAGCCGUCACGCACUUGUCAUGGCGGAAGACGAGUAAAUACAUGCCAAAGGGCAGCGUAGGCAACGUGCUGGUGACGUCAUGCGUGGACAACAUCUGCCGCGUAUGGGCGGAGACGCUAUUGCCUGAGGACGAAUGGGGCGGCGGUUGUGUGUCAGCGCACUCGCGAUCCCCGCCGCGUCGACAGCGAGCCACGCACCGACACAAGCAUCGCUUUAUGCAGCGUUUGAAGCAUAUGAAAACAUGCUUCCACAUCCGGCGGAAUGCUCAGUCGUCGAAGCAGCCCGGCGCUCCGAUCCCCACGCUCCCCUCCACAUACAGUGCGCACGAUUUCCACAACCCGUACCACUCUACAUCGUAUACUGGAGGGCUACAUUUCCACCUUGCGGCGUCUAUCAACGCGGAGACCGAUAUCCCACUUGUCCCUUCAUUAGCUGGAGGUGGACGCUUCAUACUGCACUGGUUACACAACAAGGAAAUGCACUUCACCAGUCAAGCCGAGGCGAUAUUGCACGAUCUCACUAAAAAGAUUUUAGAUAAGGAAGAGACAGACGAAGGAGGCUCUGGUUCUGAACACACCACACAUCCGGACGGGGAGAAUGAAAGUAGCGGAAACCACAGCCAUCCCAGCCUAUCGAAUACUACAUCAAUAAACUCAAUAGCAACAGAUGUCACUUGCACGCACUUGCCAGACUCGCUUGACGCGAAGAUAGAGGGCCUGCUGCGAGACUGGCAUCAAAGUCCCGACCUACUGUUCUCAAUACACCCUGUGGAUGGCAGUUUUCUUAUUUGGGUUUGCGAGUGGUUAGACGAGUUGCAGGCGGGUGCCAUCCGCCAAGCGCAGGUAUCCUUCUCAGCGCGUAUUCCCUCCGCGUUUCCACUCGGAGAUGCUACCACGAUGUGCACACCCGCCGCUUUGUACCACGCUGCCGCCCAACCUCUAUAUGUGCGACAUCGGACAAAGCCUGUUACCCCGGGGCAAAAUCAACAAGGUGAAACGGUAACAACGCCACUGGCAAGUGUACAGGAAGAAAAGGAGGAAACCGAUUGGACACAAAAUGAUGAACAAAAUGCUCAGCAAGAAAAUGGGUCACGAGAAGAAAACAAUAACGAUAUGAAAAGAAAGACCAGUGUCGUGACGGAAGACCUAGGUGAAAACCAAGACGGAGACGUGUUAGAGUCGGCACCUGUUAUAUCCAUGGUCACUAACCACACAAAUGGAACCCUUAACUUGUGGCAGUUAACGUUCGACGAUAAGUCCAAAUUUUCUCAGGUGUUAUCAAUUGGACACGCUUCUAGAGCGUCCGGUCAUAGGUUUAGAGUUAAUGACAUCACAUGCCAUCCAGUAUUACCAUUAUUGCUUACGACAAGUCAUCACAACAUAUCAGAUCACGAGAGAGAGGUAACAAACGUAGACGAAGACGCAGCCAAGGGCGGUUUGUGCUCGGAAUUAAUAAUGUGGCGCGUGGAGUGCGUUGGUCCACUCGGCAAGUCCGGUGGCGUCUCCGAACUAGCUCGAGUCAACUCGCCUCAUCUUUCCGCAUUCAGUAACGUCGCUUGGUUGCCUACUCUACUACCCAGUACUACCCUGGGAAACCUAUCGAAUUCACCAUCGGCUUGCUUCGUGGCGAGCGAUGGGGAAAGCUUAAGAUUGUUUCAAGCGGUUAUCGAUGCACGAACGCUGUUGGCGGAAAUCGCCACAUCAGAACGUCGGCAUAAAGAUGUUCUGCACCACGACACAAUGUCGCUAUCAUCUGACUCAACGAUAGAAGAAGGCGGUAUACCUCUUCACGACCGUAUAAAGAUUGUGUCGCAACAAUCCACGGCACGGCCCGGAGCGAUAAUCCAGUUGCACGCUAUCGCAGACGCGACACACGACUGGCACAACACACAGUUGCUGCACGUAUUCCAGGAGCAGUUAAUUACUGGUGAACGUACAUCAAGCGACACGGAAAGCUCCGAUUCAGGCGUUGAAGGUUCUGACGUGAACACUAUAACCGAAGCUGGCCUUGAAGCAAUAGUCGAUUUACGGAAAGCAGCUGUGUUCAACGAACCUUUCUACAUUGUUGUACUGGAGAGAACUGAUGGCGGCUCCACCGUUCAUAUGUGGAGAUUAACAGUCUCAUCCCAGGCAGAUCCAUCAGAUGAUCUUACAAACAGUAUGAUGUAUGUACCGGAUAGUGCACUAGUGCAAGAAGACGAAGGCGAGUCACGAAAGAAUUCCGUGUCAGUCGACGCUGAUCGCCCACCUCCAGCGCCCACACACUCUCAUCUCUCAAUUUCAACUAAAAAGGUUUGUGAAUGUCCGUUAUCGCUACCGGACGGUGUUGAUGUCAUUCACGCAACGCCUGCAGCGGGCCACUUAAGUUCCGCUUCAAUAUACCCAGCCUGUUUAGCACCUUACAUAUUAGCUACAGCCUGUUCUGAUAGUACUUUAAGGUUUUGGAAGUGUAAUGUUACUAAAAAAGACAAUGAUUUGCUUGAUUAUACGUGGAAAGAGUGGGAAAUGAUGAACAAAGACCAAGAAUCUACAAUAGACAUUCCAGGUCAACCCCUUCAUAUAAGCGCGGCGUAUUCCGGUCGAAUAGCAUGCGCAUACAAAUGCGGGAGAUCAUUCACUCGACCCAAGGCAGGUCUUACUACAAACAAUUCGAAUCCCGACGCCCGGUUCGUGAACCUUUGCGUUUGCGUCUACGAGUGUGAGAGCACCGGAGGCGCGGAAUGGCUGCUAGAAGAUACCAUACCGUUGAGGAACGUCAGUUUACCGCGUGUGGGCGUGUGUGCCGAUACGCAGAUAGAUCUGUCGUACUUGCAUGACACGUCGUUCAUGCAGAAAAAACAAAGGCUGACUCAGGUCCUGCAAACGUUGUCAUCCGACGAAGGCCGUAACAACCGUAAUGGCGAAGGUGAUACCGGAAAAUCUGCAGGUCUUCUAGCAGUGCCGUCGUUCAGUACCCUACAGUCGUUGCGCAAAAGCAUCAUGGAAAACGGGAAUACUUGCCCGCUAACACAAAAACAUCUUGUGCAGUUGGACUGGGUGUCCAAAGAAGAUGGAUCGCAUAUAUUAACUGUUGCGGUCGGAUCAAGAGUUUUAUUAUUCACACCGGUUUCAAGUGAUUUGGCUCAGGCUAAUUUAAAGGCAAUGAAAGAAUCAAUAAACAACAACCGACCAAUACUCCGCAAGGCUUCAUCUCUCGCCGCGCCGUUAUUCGUGGAGGAGAUCCGGUGGAUGCAACUUCGACGUAUUCAGUUAAAGACAGCUGACGGUCUACCGCCAUUGCCGAUGCAGAUAUCCUGGGUCCGAGACGGAAUAUUGGUCGUUGGGAUGGACUCUGAAAUGCAUGUUUACUCACAGUGGAAGCCAGAAACUCCACAGAUAACAUCUGGUCAAGCGGCAACCCAAGAACAAGAAGAAGGCGGCGAAUCCCGAGCGCUUCGUGAUUCGGAUUUACGUGUCUCUGCGCCGCACUUACAACGCGUGUCUUCCAUCAACCUACAGCUUCUGGAACGCGACGCUAGGAGGCGAAACAAAACGCAACCUGACCAACCUCAACCACUUUUAGACUAUAUGCCAGAUUUUGGCCUUUUCGAAGCAUCACAGAUGGCAUGUCCAGUAUUACCACAGUACCAUCCUAAGCAACUCAUGGAAUUAUUAAACAGCGGCAAAAUCCGAUGGGUUAAGGCCAUCCUUGCUCAUUUGGUCAGAUGCAUUGGAGGAAGUUAUACGACUCGAAACUCGCAAGGCGAUGAAGACAAUGUAUCGAGACAGCGCGGCUGGUCGCGGUCGCGUACGCUGUCCGUGUCGUUCGCCGCAGGCGCCGCCUCGCCGCUUGACGGUGUCGCACAGAUAACUGAAGACGUCCAGCUGGAUUACGCGGAGCUGACAUCAGUGCCGCCUUUACCACUCUGGACUUUGUUAGUCGCAGAUAAAGAGUCUGCGCAUCAUCCGUCCACAAUACAGGAAGCUAAGGAUUAUAAUGAACUAUUUGAGGGAACAAUGGAAGUUGAAGAAGAUCUCGACGCUCUAUUGUUGAGUGAGGAAGACGGUAUUGACCGUCGUCCUUCAAUGCCAGAAAGACAGCCACUUUCACACUUUGGCCCUAGACAAGGUCGAAUUCUUUCCCGGUUAUUAACACACACUCACCUUCCUGGACUGAGUUCACUAGACCAAAUGCAUUUGUUGGCUUUGGCCGAUACCGUAUCAACUUGUGAUGCAGACUUUGCAGAGCGACUUGCGUCCAACGCUCGAGUUGAUGUUACGCAAGGAACUGGACAAGAGAUUCUACCAGAUUCUUUAGACGACUGUGGAUUAAGAUUCCUGCUAGCUAUGAAGCAUUACGGAUAUCUAUUGCGUUGCCUUCCGAUUGCCCAGCGCGCCUCGUUGCAACGUACAGGCGUUGGUACUUGUAAUCUGGUAUGGGCUUUUCAUUCUGAGACUCAUGAGCAACUCCUGAACCUAGUGCCUGGAUAUGCUAAGGGUCAACCUAAGUGGUCAACUAUGAGGGAAUUGGGUGUUGGUUGGUGGAUACGUGGCGAUCUCUUGCGUAUAUGCGUUGAGCGGUUGGCGCGUGCGUCGUAUAUGGCAAAACAAGAUCCUAUGGACGCCGCUCUCUACUACCUCGCUAUGAAGAAGAAGACGCUACUAUGGGGGUUGUUCCGAUCCAACCGCGAUGAUAAGAUGACAUCAUUUUUCUCAAAUGACUUUGCCGAAGAUAGAUGGCGAAAAGCGGCGUUGAAAAACGCCUUCGUUCUUCUUGGAAGACAACGUUUCGAACACGCAGCCGCUUUCUUCUUAUUGGGCGGUGCCCUAAAAGACGCACUCGAGGUACUCAUUACACGAUUAGGAGAUCUACAGCUGGCUAUGGUGGUUGCGCGUUUAUAUGAAUCGGACAACUCUUUACCAAAUAGUUUGAAGAAGUUACUCAUGGAUGAAAUAUUAGGUGGUGAAACUGAAGAUGGCGAAGUGGACUUAGAGCACGCGCAUCCUGAUCCGUUUGUCCGAUCGAUGGCAUUAUGGGAACUGAAGCGCUACGGAGAGUCGUUAGAUACUCUGCUCAGUAAUGCGGGAAGAUUGCACGCGGCCCGUGAUAAUGAGCCAAUGCCGAGUGUAUUUAACUUCUACGUGUAUCUACGCACGCAUCCGCGGCUUAAGCGACACAAUAUGCCCAGUCAAGGUGGUACGCUAGCUCUUCUCCAACAAGAUCCAGAAGAAGGGAUAACUCGACUAGAACGACGUCUGUACUUCCAAACGGCCCACGGUCACUUCAAAGCCGGCUGCCCAGCGUUAGCACUGGAGGUCCUCUCGAAGCUCCCAGCGCGAGUCCGGGAAGAGAAAGUUCGUCAGGCGCCCGUGUCAGCCCCGUCCGUCGACGAGACCGUCAUUCACACAGGACAACUGAUCGAAGACACGACAGUCAAAAAGCAAGAAGAAAAUUUGGAUUGGAACUCAUCAACUGUAGAUUGGGGUGCGCCUGUAAGCACCGCUCAGGAUGACGAACUUGUCCUAAAAUGGGACGAUGAUGAAGAGAAGUCUUCUGGUUCGGGAGCUUCUACGCCUCCGUUGGAAAUGAAAAUGGACAAACCUGCAGACCCUGAAGUCCAAGGUCCACCGGAGACCGAAAAAGAAGAGGAAGGCCCUACAGUAGAUAUCAUGGCGCAACAACUUAAGUUCGUAGCCUGUCUGAAAAUAUUGAUGGAAGAACUCAGUACUUUAGCUACAGGGUUCGAAGUUGAUGGCGGUCAUCUCAGAUAUCAGCUAUAUAUCUGGCUAGAACGAGAAGUGGAAGCUCUCAGACGUCUUUGCGGUUACGUAUCAGCGCCAGGCGCAGCUUCGGGGGGUGAACUUAUUUGUGCUGAUGGGGAAGCGCCACCAUUACCAGAGAAACCCACGCUACAUCAACUACUCAUCAGGGAGAAGGCAGACUUUGAAGCCAAAGUUCAGAGGGCGGUGCGAAGAAAAAAGUGGCUGAAAGCAAACGAGACGCUCCUCCGAACGCUCUUGUCAUACUGCUCGCUACACGGCGCGGGUGGCGGUGGUCUGGCCUCCGUCCGCAUGGAACUAGUACUGCUGCUUCAAGAGUUGGGACAGGAUAAACAGCAUCAGCAAUUGUUGUCGCCACUUCCCUUCCCGACUACACUACCACUGCUGGCCGCAGCAGUCGCUACAAACAAUACUGUCGUCGCGGAUCCCGUCAGACAUUUGCAGUCCGUAGCACACGAUAUGCUCGGCACUCUGGGUGAAUUAGGAAUACCUGGAGGUUCGGCCACUCGAUUACUGCAUACUUUACGAGAGCUAGCAGUUGCGCUGUCCGCAUGCAUCUACCAGAGUCUCUGUGACUCUGACACCUUUAGUUUGAAACAUGCGCAGCAUCACGAUGGCAUGAUCGCCGAAACCCCUGGUACAACUAAUCUGUUAAUAAGACCGCGAAGAUAUUCCACUGAAGAACUUUCUGUGACCACUCCACCCAACAAAUGGCCUGGUGUGUCGGCAUUACGUGGAUUAGCCCUCCGCGCCGCAGAAGAAGAAGAAGCUCCGAGAUUACCGGUGCUUCUAGCGGAGGCUUACUGCGGAGUUUAUUUAGCGUUACUGGGCUGGGCGCUAGCGGCAAGAGACGCUCAUUUGCUGUACAGAUUAGCCGCACAUGUGACCGAUAAUAAGGCCCACGCAAAACUGUUCGGAGGAGGUGUUAGAAGAUUGCUUACCACAGCGCCUGCUCAGCCACAGCCGAAACUCGUUGAACGUACUGAGGGCACAUCUGUUUGGUCGUCGUUAAGGGAAAAAAGGGCAUUGCUGCAUAUGCGACUGCUAGGCUUGAGCCCUACGGCACCACAUAAGAAUAUUCAAGAGGGACGACCAACUUACAGAGAACAGUUUGUGCCACCCCACUGCAGCAUAUUGACCUUCCUGCUUACUAAGCCAACACCGGAACAAGAUCCCGAUAAUAACGAUUAUGAUUCUGCGGAAUCCGGUGGGGAAGAUGCGGAAGAAAGUGCAAGCGAAGCUGAAGACGACGACGAUAUCUUUGAUACAUCAACAACUAGGACUGAGAAACGACCUAAAGGAGCCAACAUGGAACACUCCGAGCCGGACUCUUACUCGUGGUACGUGAUGCGGGUUGCCGUAUUACGUCUCGCGCAGCACAAGUUACAACACUUCCUGCAGCUCUGCGGCAUAGAGAUGUCAGAAUUAGCAACAACAAGCCCCACAGUGCACGGUGCGCUCCGCCGUGUCGAACAAUGGCAGCAACAGCUCACUGAAACAUUGGAAUCGCGAGCACCGCCUUCUAAUUACAUUCCUGGAUGUUUCCCUGACCAGCAGACGUCCGGACCACCCAUUAAUAAAUAUAGAUGUUUGUUAGAAAAACAUAACACGCCGUUCAAUUCGGCACUGUACAGCGCAGCACCGGCUCGCCGGCUGUGGAACUUCUUGGUCCGACAAGAGCUUGUGCAGGAAGUGUUCAUAAGAGCAGUAUUCUCACGGCGUCGAACACAGUCCAUGUCUGCGGAGGUUCACGCGGACGGCCGAGCUGGUUGCAUUCCACAUCAGACGCGCGUACAGGACGACGACCUACAUAGCCCUGUGAGGAUUAUCCACAAGGAACAGGACUCUAUCGCCGCAUUUUGUCUUAACAGAGUCGGUGGAGGUCUCUUAGCGGUAGCGACGGCGCGUGAAGUGCAAGAAAUGGAUGUAUCAUUAUUACUGAAGGGCGGCGCUUGCUGGGCUGAAGAUGAAUGCGAAGUUGAUUUGUUGGCUUUAUCGGCUGACCCCGCAUCGCUACCAGAUACCGGGUUCCUGCUUAUACAGCAUCAUGAUAAACCAAACAAUGGUUCGGUUCCUGGUACCGGCAACAGUUCGCCACUAAACCCCAAUGCACCGCAAGCUCCAGUGGGCAUGGCAGGACAGACGGGGCGCGGUGCUAGUGUGGUGAAGGGCCUGCAGUUCCCGGGUUGCCACGACGCCAAAUACUGUCGCCUGGUGCUGCAUCGCUCCAAGCUUCUAAUGAAACCGGUACUCAAACACAAAAUUGACAAUAUCAAACGAAUGGCCGCUCAUCCAUCACAACCGUUGUAUCUGACUGGAGGGGCAGACGGAUCGGUUCAGCUGUGGGAGUGGGGCCAUGGAUCUUGCGUGUGGUCGCCACGGGCGCCGGGUGCGUUCGCUAAAGUGACGCGCGUGCGUUUCUCGGACUACGGCAACAAGUUCGCGGCGUCUGACGCUGACGGCAACCUCGCGCUGUGGCAACUGCACCCGUCCGCCGCCACUGGAAACCAGCCGCACGCUUCUCCGAGACCAUUCUUUACUCAUCAAUGCCACAGUAAAGGCAUAAGUGACUUUGUAUUUCUAGGCUCCUGUAGUUUAGUUGCCACAGCUGGUCACAGCUCUGAGAGUAAGAAUGUUGCCAUUUGGGAUACACUGAUGCCCAUAAAGAAAGCUUUAGUGGUUUCGUGGACGUGUCACGAAGGUGGUGCAGCGUGUAUAGCGUGGGCGGGUCAAGCGGGUGCGCUUGUAUCUUGCGGACGUCGCGGUGAUGUACUAGUAUGGGACUUGCGUGCGCGCGCGCCGCGUCACAAACUGAACGCACACCACGCACCUAUUAAGUGCGUUUCGCUCUCACCUAGGGAGGAUUACUAUGCAAUCGGUGCCGCAGACGGUGAUAUUAAGGUGUUUUCGUUAGCUACGCAUCAGUUGCUUCACACUUUCGCUGGUGAGCACGCGAGGAGCUCUUUCUUCAAACACAUCGGCCAGGGCGUCACCCAAAUACAUAUAGACGGUGCUGGUCGCGUGUUCUCGUGUGGCGCGGAUGGCACCAUGAAGGUGCGCAAGUUGCCCGAACGCGACCAUCCCGCGCCGCACCACUACUCCACAACCACAUAGUAUAAUUGCGUGAUAGCUGAUUGAAGUAAGAGUAUACAGCGAGGGCUGGAGACAAGAAGUGCGCCCUACGUCCCGAUGUGAUGUAUAUUUUAAUUGUUGCAGUUUGUACGCCGAUGAGGAUUAUACGCCGUUAGACUAGUCACUGAGUAGGCGAUCUUUAGUGUAUUACAAAUGUUUAUGAAUCUUUAGUUAUUUCUAGUACGAAAUACACGCUAUACUUUAUCUUAACCUUAUUCUAUAGUGUUUUUCAGGGAUAAAAAUUGGAGAACGCGGUAAGCCUGCCAGAUGUGAAACAUCGAAACUAUUUUGUAUGGAAAAUAAAAUAAACGGACAAUUAACUAUAAAAAUCGAAAAUAAAUCGUUCAGAUUCUUUUAAAGAAAUAAAAAUUGGACUAUUAUUCGCCUCCAGUGCAUCUACGCCUAUAUACGAUCUGACCCACCGCGUCGGAUGUUUCAUAUAAAAAAGUUCCUUUUGACAUAUUUGUAUAUGAGGAGUGACGGAACAAAACAUGAUAAUACCACUAAAAUUUCUAAUUCAUUACCAUUAAAAUUUGACGACUCAAUAGAAUACCAUGUUUUAAAAACAGGAUAAUAUAUUUCUUUUUAAUACCUAACUAACGUUUUUUAACGUCACUUGAGAUACAUACGCGGACAAAGUCGCGGAGAGGCAUACAUGCCAAAAGGUACUUUUUCUUCAUUAAAUAGAAGCAGGCGAUACUUUGCGGAAUACCCAUGCAAUAAACGUUAAGCUCAAUUUGUUAUAAUCCACGACAGUCAGACAAAUCUCAAACACACAGAAACUAUUUGUCUGGUCGAGAAACAGAGCCGAGGAAGCUUCGGCCGUGGCCACUUCCCAACCUGUCGACAAAGACUUGCCGCGUUCCGGUACAAGCCCGAUUAGAGUUAUGGCUUGACUGGCAUAUCUCUUUAGUCGGCUACCACCUUAGACAGCAUCAUUACUUACGACCAGGUCAGAUUGCAGUAAAUGGCUAGCUUUCAGUGAGAUUUUCAGUGUUUGAUUCGAAAAAAUAACUCAUCUGUUUUCAUAAAGCGCCAAAAGAAAAAGCUUCAAAAGUUAUAAAUUACACCAUACAGAUUCAUCUGAUUGUCGCUAAUUAUAACAGAUAAGUUAAAUUACGUACAUUAUACUUAUUCCGUUAAAAAACACUAUAGAUGAGAGAUAUAGGAUUUGUUUAUUAGCGGGGGAUGGUAGGGAAUCUAUCGAAUGUAGGAGUGAAAGUGUGAAUUCGUCGCAGUGGCGUAACUUCCCUAGGGCUAAGCGGGGCAGUACCUUGGGGCCCCUAAGCUCAGAAGCCCUGGAGUCAGCUCCAUGAACGUUCACAUAGAUAUCUAAUCAUAUCUAUUUAAUAUUUUAGUAGAAUAUAAAGUAUUCGACUUUUAAUAUUAUUGGGCCCUAAACAAACCUCGAACUGGCAAUUCUUAAAGCAAAACAACAUAACUGACAAUUCUUUUGAAGUUCUAAGUUCAAAUAGGGCCCUUAUGCAUGGUUUAUACGAAGCCAGUGAACUGGCGCCAGUCUAAAAGACAAGCCACCGCUGGCCGACCCUGAAACUUUAGACGGGGCCAGCCAUUUCUGUACUUUUCUUGUGGUGUGAACACGUUUGAUGUUAUUUGAACAGAAAAUGUAUGAAUUCGCAACGCUGGCGAGCGGGCUCUAGGCAAGCGGCCGGAGUUCACUAUCGUGAACAACAGUAUUCAGAGCGCUGGUCUGGCUUAAAAAUACUGUUUAUAAGGCCAAUACCAAUCCAGCAUUGCCUUCGUAUGAACUAUGCUUUAAAUACAACUUUGCCCAGGGUUCUUAGUUACUACGCCACUGGCAAGUAGAGUGCAAUAACAUUGCUAACUUAUGAAUUCGACCGAGGUCGGAGCCUUUAACAAGAGUUAACAAAUAACUCUCCAAGAUAUUUAGCUUAUAUUAUAUGAGUGCACAUAAUCUUAAUACGUGUAACAUGUUGACGCAUAAUAAAUAAUUUACAUAUUAUUAUAUAUUACGAUUUACCGUAUGUUUGUUGUCGUGGCUUAAUACGUUUAAUGUUAAAGUGUAUCUUUAUAUAAUCACAUAAUUAUCGACUCAUAAUAUCAUCGAGAGACCUAUCAAAAGUUUCGAAGAUAUUCAUAUAUAAUGUAAUCUUAAAACCUUUUCAAAAAUUCACACACUAUUAGGUGUAAGUGUUUCGUCUAGCUUUUCGUGUAACAGUGAAUGUUUUCGAAAUUAUACGUCCAUUUUGGUUUUCUAAAAGCAAUAUGUUGUUUAAAAACAUUAUGAAAAUAAAGCAAUAAAGCAAACUUGCACUGCAUUAGGCUUUAUUACAGUAUUAUUGAUCGCAGAAUGAAUGGUAAGCUGGGAGGCUUUUUCCUAUACUAAGCCAAAUACCGCAAACGCUUUGGCGUGCAUUUUAAAGAGGAUUUAUAUAUAAUAUCUACAAAAUAAAUAGAAUAACCACGUCUUAGUCACAUCCAGCCACAGUUAAGAUCAAUUCUGUAACUUAGCCUUAUAUGUUACUAUGUUUCAAGUAUGUCAUUAAAUUCUGAAGAUAAAAUGUAUUGAAAGUUUCAAUAAAUAGUCUUCGCUCAUAGUACUAUAUUAAGGAAUAGGAAAAAAUACAUGGCUGACGACAAUCAAAUUAAUAAAAUUGUUUGUUGUUGUUUGUGAGGGCAGUGGACUUAUAAGUACCAGGUUCGUUUCUAGGCGGGGAAAUUUGGGAAUUUAUAACUUCUAAAUUUUCUCUUGUUUGGUCUGUCUAGCUAGUUAGCUUUGGCCGUUGCUAGUUACCACCCUACUGAAAAGUCCGUGCUUUAGCGUUCCGGUAGAAAACGUUUAGGGGAAUGGGUGUAAUAAAAAUGCCAUAUUUCUAACAGGUUAGCCCGCCCACCAUCUUAGCCUGCAUCAUCAUUUAUAACCAAAUCGGAUAAGAAUGCAGUGCUAACUUUUGGUAAUAAAAUUAAUACACAAUAUAUACAUCGCCAUCUAGCCCCAAAGUAAGCCUUGUUUGUGUUAUGGGUACUAAGAUAGCUGAUG